Messenger RNA from Poecilia reticulata (guppy), 1142 nucleotides. RefSeq names its product claudin-4-like. Gene Ontology annotation, cellular component: bicellular tight junction; membrane. Gene Ontology annotation, molecular function: structural molecule activity. Lineage: Eukaryota; Metazoa; Chordata; Actinopteri; Cyprinodontiformes; Poeciliidae. The record is from RefSeq and is a predicted model, not a curated record.
CCACUACCCACAUAUCUUGCRACAAAGCACUUCGACUCUCUUCUCCGUUUCUAAAGACAGACAGCAACAGAGCUUCAACAUGGUGUCCGGCGGAAAGCAGAUCCUSGGGAUGGUGUUGGCCUUUAUCGGCUUACUGGGGGCCAUCAUCAUCUGCGGUCUCCCAACCUGGAAAGUCACAGCCUUCAUCGGUUCCAACAUCGUCACCUCUCAGAUCAUCUGGGAGGGUUUGUGGAUGAACUGCGUGAUUCAGAGCACAGGCCAGAUGCAGUGCAAGGUCUAUGAUUCUCUUCUGGWGUUGCCUCAAGACCUGCAGGCCGCCAGAGCGCUCAUCAUCAUCGCCAUCCUCRUUGCAGUCCUCGGAGUCCUGCUGGGCGUGGUGGGAGGCAAGUGCACCAACUUCAUACCAGACGCAGAUCAAAAGAGCAGAGUGGCUGUUGCUGCGGGUAUCGUCUUCAUCAUCGCUGGCGUCUUGGUCCUCGUCCCCGUCUGCUGGACCGCCAACACAAUCAUUCGGGAUUUCUACAACCCAACCCUGAUUGAUGCUCAGAAGAGAGAGUUGGGGGCCUCCCUCUACAUUGGGUGGGGCACGGCGGCGCUGCUCUUCAUCGGCGGUGGGCUCCUCUGCGCCACAUGUCCCCCCAGGGACGAGAACGACUACAACUAUCGGUACUCCAAGGCUCGCUCUGUGGACACCAACAAGCAGCAAUACGUCUAGAGCCAGAACUGAGUCGGGUAAAGAUGAGCCAAGAUAAGAUUUGAUAAAAGUCUUAUGUUUAACUGUUGAAGAUGAGCCAAGAAACUGAACGAAACUGUGGCAGAAAGAAUGAAUGAAAUAUUGUUUGCUGUCUUCAURGGAAACAUUUAUAUUGUGAAAAGUGAAUUAACUGUAUUUAUAAACACAUAUAGAUAUGUAGAGAUGCUUUCAGACCAAAAAACAGCUUCAUUUUGGUUGUUGUUUUUUCGUUCCUGCAUCCUCAUCUGUUUUUUUGUUUAUUUGGACAAUGUGUAAGAUCUCUACUUAUGCAAAAUCUGAUCUGGAUAUUUAAUAAUCAUAUGUAAAUGUUGACAAUUAUGUGACUCUUUGCUGUUGUUUUUCUUGUUUUUCAUUUAUAAUCAAUAAUUAAAACUAUAGUCAGUGGUGA